ACUAGAAAGUCGGUUUGGUCUCUACUGAAAUGAUACGCACAGAGACUUAGAACAAAAACAUACUUUCAAAGAGAAGAUUUAUUGUAGUUUUCUAGUUUCCUUCGUUGCAGCUGUUUUGCGAAAGAACGAAGCAGGGUGUACUACUGUGUCAGAGAUGGAAGCAGAAUCGUCUUUGGCUUUGGAGCUCACAUGUCCAGUUUGCUUGUUGCUCUUCUCUGAGCCAGCUUGUCUUCCCUGUGGCCACAUCUACUGCUUUGCCUGCCUUCAGACCAUGGGAGAAGGCCUUGACCAACACUGCUGCCCAGAAUGCCAAGCAGAAUAUCAGGGAACCAAAGCCGCUGUAAAAAGUGUUAAAAUAAGCAAUAUUGUUGAGACCUACAAAGCUACGGGAGGAAGCGUCAGUGCCUCAGCAGACUUUUCGGACACCAGACACCCAACAGUCAUGAAUAAUCUUAGUUGUGGUACAAUCCAAUCAAACGCAAAAGAUGAUAAGGCAACAGCUGGAAUGAGCCAACAAGAGGGCUCGGGAAGCCCUUUAGAGGAUUUUAAAAAGUCAGGGUUCAAUGAAAAGGAUGGCUUCCAAUUGAAGGCUGAUGCCUCGGGGCACUCGUUUUCUUUAGAAGAAGAACAAGGCAGCAAGAAGGAAAUGGAUGAACCUAAAUUUCGUCUUGCAUCUCAAGUGACAGAGCUGACCCUCAAGCUGGAGAUGGCAGACAGUGUUCUGAGGAAGGAGAAGGAAUGGAAGGAGGAGGUGUCCAGUGCUAAUUCUCACCUGAAAGAGAAAAUGUCUAAACUUUUAGCAGAUAUUGUGGAUUUGUCGCAGAGCUACAGCGUGACUGUGAAACAGCUGAUUGAGGAAGAGCUCCGUCCAGGCGAGGAAGCCGUAUCAAGUCGUGUCAGUCGAGCUUCUGUGCUCACUGAGCAGCUACAGCAGGCUAUGCUCAAAGCCAAGUCCCUGCUUACUGAAGAGGAUGACACCGUGUUUGCUGAUGAGCUUCAGGUUUUACAACCACGCAUUGACAAGUUAAUGGCCCAGCCUUUGGAAGGGGAAGACGAUGGAAUUGAAACAAAAGUUGACCCUGCACGAACUUGUUCUAAGUUGGAAGACGUGAAUGCUGAGUUGAGGGAAAGAAUUGGAGAUGUUCAGCGGUCCCUCCGAAACACCCUCAACCCUUCCGAAGUCACCUUUGACCCAGAUACGGCCCAUCCCAACCUUGUCCUCUCAGCAGAUCUGAAGAGGGUGACUUUUAGCAGUGCCAAACAGCCUUAUCCAACAUGUCCUCAGAGGUUUACCAGCUUCUUUCAGGUGCUCAGCGCCCAGAGCUUCUCUGAUGGUGACCACCGCUGGGAGGUGGAGCUCGAAGUCUCUCCAUGGAUCAUCGGCGUGUGCUACAGCAAGCAGUUGGCACGUAGCGGGCUGCCCUCUGCUCUGGAAAGCAGUCGUAGCUCCUGGUGCCUGAUGUGGUUUGACAACCUGCUGACGGCCUUUGAGCGGGGUCAUUCUGUGCCGCUGAAGAGAACCACGGUUUCACGCAAGCUGGAGCUCAAACUGAGCUUCAAGACCCACAGGCUUAGCUUCUACAACAUCAGCCCAAACAGCGGGAAGACUCACAUUUACACCUUUAAGGCUCACUUGACUGAGCCAGUGCAUCUGGCCUACAGGAUGAUGGCCGCACACCCCAAAGCUCGCGCUACUAUCUGUUCAUAGUUGGAAUUGUACUUCAGCUGACAAUAUUUACUUCUUGGCAAACGUGCUAAUGACAGGAACACAAAAGUUAUCAGACCAAAUUUUUCCUUUCUUUGUGUGACCUGCUACAUCCCAAAAUGCAAAAUCCUUUCUCUUUGUCUUUUUAAUGAAACAGUUUUACUGAUGUGUUAUUAAAAUACACUGACAAAUUCUGUCAUUUUCAGGAAAAUUGUGUAGUUGAAUGCAAGGAUAUGGGAGCUUUGGGUUUCUGGGUAAUGUGACACUAAAUGUGCUUUUUAGCAUCAGUAGUUACUUCAGGCCCUGUCACAACUUGAUGAUUUAGCCUGCGUAUGCCAACCGUAUUAAAAACACUGGCACACACUGGGGUACGUCUAAUAAAUUAAUGCAGCUG
Thalassophryne amazonica is the source of this 2099-nucleotide messenger RNA. It is a transcript of the gene trim107, whose product is annotated as tripartite motif containing 107. Bases 155 to 1708 code for a protein of 517 amino acids. Lineage: Eukaryota; Metazoa; Chordata; Actinopteri; Batrachoidiformes; Batrachoididae. The transcript has 2 exons. The record is from RefSeq and is a predicted model, not a curated record.